CUCUUGCCGCCGUCGGGGGAGUUUCGCUCAGAGUCGACGAGGCGGCGAAGGGAGCGGACGCUGCCCUCUUGGGCUGAAAGCAGGUCGCCGUCGGAGCUCCGCUCAUUGCAAGCGAGCAGCGCCAGAGACUGAGCCUCAGGGAGCAGCUCUUCUAUCCGUCGGACUCUCGAGUCGCUGGGGGAUUAUUAGGGCCUUGCUUGGACGCUGUUCUGGGUCCCCCGUCGGGGCGAAGCUUGCAAGGGGCGCCAUGAGGGGCUCCCUGGCCGUCUCCAGCGCUCUUCUGGCGGCAGUUUUCUCCAUCCUGGUGAAUGGCAAAGAGACCGGGGUGCUCCAGAACGAAGGCUACAAGAAAGAAGCUAGAGAGGAUUGGGUUGAUGCCCAGCUACUGCCAGCCGGAGAGACGUUGGAGCGUGAAGUGGAGAGAGAGGGAGCCAUGUCAUCCUCAGGCGACAACUUCAGCGAACUCCCUCGAGUUGCUUUCCUGUCCAAGCCACAGGAUCCUGUAACACCACAGAAGGAAGAUAAUGGGAAAAAAAGGAGAAAGGGGAAAGGGAGAAAGAGAGACCCCUGCUUGCGAAAAUACAGAGAUUAUUGUUUUCAUGGAGAAUGCAAAUACAUCAAAGCACUAAAAGCUCCAUCUUGCAUAUGCCAUCUGGGGUACCAUGGAGAGAGAUGCCAUGCCUUUAGUCUUCCAGUGGAAAACCCCUCCCACAGUUACGACCACACAACUAUACUGGCAGUCACAGCAGUUGUGCUGUCAUCUCUGUGUCUUAUCAUCAUUGCUGCACUGCUGAUGCUCAGGUGCCACAAACAAGGUGUAUAUGAUGUAGAGAAUGAAGAAAAGGUGAAACUGGGCAGCACUGGCAACCACUGAGACAUCCUGGAAUUGCAAGGGUUCAGCAGUGGAAAAGCUCUACUUCAACAACCCAACGGAUAGAACUCUUUUUCAAGGACACAUUUCAGAGGGAGUUUGUAUAAGUGGAAGGAAGUGCUCUUUUUCCAAGGGGACUGUGUCAGUUAUUUGCUUUGUUGAAGAAGCGAAUUACCCUCUCCAAAUUGGAAAAAAAUAUCCAAGAGAAUGAGAGAGAGACAUUUCUCUGCAAAGGGGUGUGUCCCUAUAAUGGAACCACAGCAUGAGAAGAAAAGCCGGACUUUGCCUUGGUACCAUUUGUAAGUGAUCUCUUCACAAGCGAGCAAACAACGAACCCGCAAACUGGAUUCUUCAUGCACCUGCUGAGGAUAUAACUGUGAAAGACACUCUGCUGAAGAAAUCUAAUUUUGAACUUAAUUAAAUGGGGAAAAUAUUUAACAAGAUAUUUCAUUUUAAAUUAUAUAUUUAUUUUAGAUACAUUGUAUAUAUUAUUUAUUUAGGGUUUGAUCCUGUCCUGAAGUCAAAGGGAGAGACAGGAGGAUUGUGCAGUGUAACACUCUAAUAAAUAACCCUUUGUUAUACUUGCUGUUACUUGAAUACUAAUUUUGGGAUGAGUGGAUUAAAAUAGCUGAAAAGCAAGCAUUUCUAAUGACA
This is a messenger RNA of Sceloporus undulatus (fence lizard), 1525 nucleotides long. It is a transcript of the gene HBEGF, whose product is annotated as heparin binding EGF like growth factor. The transcript has 6 exons. Gene Ontology annotation, biological process: epidermal growth factor receptor signaling pathway; positive regulation of mitotic nuclear division; positive regulation of cell population proliferation. Bases 248 to 874 code for a protein of 208 amino acids. The record is from RefSeq and is a predicted model, not a curated record. Gene Ontology annotation, molecular function: heparin binding. Lineage: Eukaryota; Metazoa; Chordata; Lepidosauria; Squamata; Phrynosomatidae.